GCGCAACUUCCCCACCACAAAGAUAACCAUCACCUCGACCCCGCAUCGGAAUUCCAUGACUACUCCGAAACUCCCAAGGGCAUCUUCCUAUCAAGCGGACAACGUCCGAUCCGCGAAUCCAUCGGAGAAUGACUGACGAUGCAUGCUGAUAAGCAUACCAGUUACAACACGCGCCGUCUCAGCGACAUGAGGCACUUGAGAUGCUGGCCCACAGUAUAAGAGGGACAGCUACUGCUACUCUUUCCACCUCUACACCACCAACCACCAGCCAAAAGCAACAAAAAGCAAAGCAAAAAUGACCAUUGAAAUCCCCUCCCAGAACCCUUCGCCUCCAUCCCCCGCUACACCCUCACCCUUGGCCCCUCCCCAUCCACCCUCUCCCCAACACCUCCGCAGACCUGCACACCACCAUCUACGCCAAACGCGAGGACCUCAACUCCGCCCUCGCCUACGGCGGCAACAAAACCCGCAAACUCGAGUACCUCCUCGCCGACGCCCUCGCCCAGAACGCCACGACCCUCGUCUCCAUCGGCGGCGUCCAAUCCAACCAUACCCGCCAGGUCGCCGCCGCCGCCGCACACGCAGGCCUCACCCCCCGCCUCGUUCAGGAGCACUGGGUUGAGUGGAAGGACGCGCAUUAUGACAGAGUAGGCAAUAUCCAGCUAUCGCGGCUGAUGGGCGCGGAUGUGCGGCUUCACCCUGCGGGCUUUGGGAUCGAGCAUAAAGAGAGUUUGAAGCAGCUGAUGGCCGAGUGUGAGGCGCGCGGCGAGCGCGCGUACUAUAUCCCUGCCGGGGCGUCAGACCAUCCGCUCGGCGGGCUGGGGUUCGCGCGGUGGGCGUUUGAGGUGGCGAUGCAGGAGCGCGAGAUGGGGGUGUUCUUCGAUGUGGUGGUGGUGUGUGCCGUGACGGGGAGUACGUUUGCGGGGAUGAUUGCUGGGUUUAAGUUGCUGGAGCGGAUGGAGCAAAGCAGCAAAAAGAGGAGGGUUAUUGGGAUUGAUGCGUCGGCGAGGCCGGCGGAGACGAGGGCGCAGGUGCUGCGGAUUGCGAAGAGUACAGCUGUUAAGAUUGGAUUGAAGGAGGACGAUAUCACCGAGGAGGAUGUGGUUCUUGAUGAGAACUACCAUGAGGGGGUUUAUGGGGUGCCUGGAGAGGGGACCAUCAAGGCUAUGGAGUAUGCGGCGAGUAAGGAUGCGUUUAUCACGGACCCUGUGUAUGAAGGGAAGAGCUUCGCGGGGUUGAUUGAUUUGGCGAAGAAGGGCGAGUUCGCAGGGAAGACUGUGCUUUACGCGCAUCUUGGGGGGCAGCCGGCUUUGAAUGCCUAUAGCGACAUUGGUAGGGCCAAGUAGCAUCGGCACUGAUCACUUGGACUAUAAGGUGUAUUGAGUUGAGACAUAUAUUACUAUGGAUGAGUCGAUAUCUAAACUACAUUUCAUUCGGUUCAACCGCGAGCAAAG
This is a messenger RNA of Aspergillus novofumigatus IBT 16806, 1454 nucleotides long. RefSeq names its product putative 1-aminocyclopropane-1-carboxylate deaminase. The annotation marks the transcript as partial. Lineage: Eukaryota; Fungi; Ascomycota; Eurotiomycetes; Eurotiales; Aspergillaceae. The transcript has a single exon. The record is from RefSeq and is a predicted model, not a curated record. Gene Ontology annotation, biological process: amine catabolic process. Gene Ontology annotation, molecular function: D-cysteine desulfhydrase activity; 1-aminocyclopropane-1-carboxylate deaminase activity; pyridoxal phosphate binding.